Messenger RNA from Cloeon dipterum, 937 nucleotides. RefSeq lists its product as uncharacterized. The transcript has 8 exons. The coding region runs from base 95 to 886 and encodes 263 amino acids. NCBI's taxonomy places the organism in Eukaryota, Metazoa, Arthropoda, Insecta, Ephemeroptera, Baetidae. Gene Ontology annotation, molecular function: odorant binding. The record is from RefSeq and is a predicted model, not a curated record.
GGGAAUCGCAUCAAGAGCUCCAUUCGCUGGACCAUUUUUAUUGGAUGGAAUUGAAUAUCGAGGUGGCAUGGCUGGCUAGCAGUCGCUCCGCAGGAUGACAAAAACAACUGCAAAACGAGUAUUCCUUUGUGUCACCAUCUACUUAUUAGCACAUUUCGAAUUCACCUUGCCCUUUUCCGAAAUUUCACAAACUAUAACCCGCUUCCCCAAUAAUCCAUCAAUUCGCCGAAGGCAUCGUGCCCAAAAACAAAGGAGGAGAGUGCAGCUACCAUCUAACUUUUGCAGCGACAUUAAGUUCGAGAAUGUGUUUCGAUGCUGCGAGUUGCCGACAAUAUUGCCCGCAAACGAUUUUACAAUUUGUAGGCAGGAAAAUGAAGCUUGGUUCCAGCCACCUAGAAAACGGCCAAGACAACAAGCUGUCAAGUUCUCGCCACGGGACAACCCUUUGCUUAAGAUUUGCAUGUCUAACUGCGUCUUCCAGCGAAAUGGAUUUAUAUUGAGCAGUGGAGAACUGAAUAUGACUAGCAUUUUGGAGACUUUUGUAAGAAACCAAACUAGUGAGGAUUGGAAAAAUGUAAUUGCAGCAGGCGUGGAAAAGUGCUAUGCUCAAAUGAACAAUGCGACAAAGUAUUUAAAAAUAGAUCCUUGCAGGAUCGAAAACCAUAUGUUUCUGACCUGCAUUAGACAGUAUUUGAGUGUCAAUUGCAGCAAGGAUGCGUCGGCUGGAGCCACAAUCUAUCCAACCUGCGAAUUCAACAUGAAAAUUCUAGAAACUUGUGAUCCAUUUAUCAGGGACCCUCGCAUCGAUCUUUAUCCUCCGAUGCGCCAGCGGAAAAUGCGAACCUCUACUUCACCUGUGUAUUAUUAUUAUUACAAUUCUUACUAAUUAAUUUUGUAAAUAAAAUAAAAUUGACCUGUACAAAAUAAAAAUAUAACU